AUGUCUAUAAGACGACUAUGGUGUUUAAUUGUUGUUCCAUCGUUAGUAGAAGAUAUUCAGAAAUAUGAAUAUGAACAACGAAAUAGAAUUAAUAGUGAACGAUCACAACGUGAUGAACAUUAUUUAUUAUUGAAAUCGCUGGUUCAUCAAGAUCAACUACACAUAACUUUCGAAGAUUCAGAGCAGGAAAAAUUGAAAAUUAAUUAUAGCAAUGCAACGAAACAAUUUCUGCGUCGCCUCCUAUCCGAAUUUCUCGGAACGUUGUUGCUGGUAUUGACCCAGGCUAGUUUGAAAAUUGAAAAACAGACAUUCUUCCUUCGAUUUCUAUUUGAAACACAGUCUGUACUUCAUAAUGGAACAAAUUCAAUUGAUCGGUCUUUCGUAUCCAUUAUUAAUGGAUUUCAAUGGGAAAUAUUUUUAACAUUUUGUCUUUUAUUCGUUAUUUUACAAACAGCGAAUCGAGGAGAAAUCAUAGGAUCACAAGCGGCACUUGCCGUUAGUGCUGUUAUCAUAUUCAAUGUGCUUGUUGGCUCGACAACAAGUUCGUCGUCAAUGAAUCCGUUUCGAACAUUGGGCCCGGCAUUGAUCAAUUCAAGUUCAGAUCACAAUCAAAGUUUGUGGAUUUAUAUUGUUGGGCCGCUGCUUGGUGGUCUCAUUGCAGUAAUUAUUGUUGGUCUUUUAAAUGGAUUUCGACCUGAGAAAGCAACCGAAUUGAAAAUGGCACAAGGUGGAGAUGACGACGAUGUAAAACUUAGAGCAAAUGACUGUAAUGACAAGAAUAUUCAUCAUUUCUAA
This is a messenger RNA of Didymodactylos carnosus, 795 nucleotides long. Lineage: Eukaryota; Metazoa; Rotifera; Eurotatoria; Philodinida; Philodinidae. The record is from the annotation of a GenBank genome assembly.